AUGGCUGAGGGGGUCGAGGAGGUGGGAACCGUAAUGCUUGACUAUUAUUGGGGGUUGUUUACGUCGCAGCCGGGGGAUGACUCUGAAGUUAUUGCAUUUCUUUCUUCACUUGUGACACCUUUGGAAAAUGAAGUUUUGGAACGGCCGAAACCCAUGCCAGAGUCAAUGAAGGACCUGCGGCCGAUUGCUUUGUGCAACGUUUUGUAUAAGGUUGCAGCCAAGGUAUGUGCGAACUGGAUGAAACCCCUUCUGGAAAAUAUUAUUGCCAAGGCUCAGAGUGCUUUCGUACCUGGGCGCCUAAUAACUGAUAAUAUAAUGUUAGCGUUUGAGGUACACCAUUAUCUGAAGAGGAAAACACAGGGCUGUGAUGGGGUAGCUGCGUUGAAGAUUGACAUGUCUAAAGCUUAUGAUAGAUUUGAGUGGAGGUUCCUACGUGCGGUGAUGUUGAGACUGGAUUUCAGUGAUAAAUGGGUAAAUAUCAUCAUGGAGACAGUGAGUGGUGUAAAGUACCACAUUUUGCACGAACAGAGACAGUUAGGGCCGAUAGUGCCAGGCCGAGGGCUACGCCAGGGUGACCCGUUAUCCCCAUACAUGUUCUUGAUGGUUGUGGAGGGAUUGAGUGCUUUAAUUGAUGACCGAAUGAGGAGGAAUGCUGCAUGGAGUGCGGGUAGCAAGGGGGCACCAGUGAUAUCUCACCUUUUGUUCGCAGACGAUUGUUUCCUCUUUAUGCGGGCGGACACCGUGGAGAGUAUUAAUAUGAAAGAUGUUCUGGAUGUAUAUGCAGAGGCUUCGGGGCAGGUGGUUAAUUUUGAUAAGUCCAUGGUGUGCUUUAGUAGUAAUACAAGUCAGGCAGGUAAAAAUGCAGUAAUGAACACUCUAGGAGUCCGACAGGGAGACACAACGGAGAGAUAUUUGGGGUUGCCAUCAUUAGUUGGGAGGAACAAAAAAUCUAUUCUGGGGUUUGUUAAGGACCGUGUUUUGGCACGGGUCAGAGGCUGGAAUACCAGGGAGAUUGAAGUUAUCCUAAAUCAGUAUUGGUGGACAGGGAAGGUAGUCGGGAAUAAUGGAAUACGGUGGAAGGCUUGGAGUGCGUUAUGUAGACCCAAGUCUAAGGGUGGACUGGGGUACAUGACUCUGAGAGAGAUGAAUUUGGCACUUCUAGGCAAGCAGGCUUGGCGCCUUCUAACGAGGCCGAACUCGUUGGUUGCCCGGGUCUAUAAAAGCAGGUAUUACCCGCGUUUGAGCUUUAUGGAAGCGGGGGUUGGCCAUAAUCCAUCAUACAUAUGGCGAAGUAUUGUUGAGGCAAAUAAUGCAAUCAAACAGUGGUACCGACGGAGCAUUGGAGACGGGAGGACUACGAGUAUUGGAGAAGCACCGUGGUUGGUGAUGGCGGAGGAUCCAUAUGUGACAACACACUUGCAUGAAACCGUUAGAGUGGCCCCGGUAAGCUCGUUAAUGAAUGGUGCUGAGACUGGUUGGGAUCGUGCUUGUGUCUUGGAUCUCUUUAAUGUCAGGGAUGCAAGCUAUAUUCUAAAUAUGCCGGUGCCGGCUAGGGUGAAGGUGUUUGCAUGGCAGUUUGCUAAUAGUAUACUGCCAACGAGGGAGGCUCUUGCGGCGAAACGGGUGGCCUGUAUGGUUGUUUUCCAUAUGUGUGGAGGGGCGGAUGAGACGGACUCGCAUUUGUUUCGGGAUUGUCUCCAUGCCCGAGCAGUCUGGAUUGCGGUUCAGUUGCCAACACUAACGCAUGGCCAAGAAAUGCAAGUGUUUGACGAGGUGUGCAGUUUGAUAAGGACCAAGUCUCACGGCAGGCGUUGUGUUACUGGCAUAAUUGGAGGGGGGUGCAGGAGGAUGUUGCAGGGCACCGGGGGAAUCAGUACGGGAAUGGGGGAUGUGGAUGUGGAGACAGAUUCACAACUAUGUAUUAAUGCUCUGAACUCUGAUUCUUUUUUUACUGCUUUUGGUUUUUUAGUAGAUGAUGUAAAGCAUGUAGUCUCUUUGUUGAAUGGGGUUAGCUUUAGAUAUGCCAGGCGAUCUGCGAAUCGUGCGGCCCAUGUCCUAGCUAGGGAAGCCGUUUCUGUGUCAGGUCCCGGGGAGUGGUUAGAGGAACCCCCCAGUUAUCUUGUGUUGAUUGUUGCGAGUGAUUUAAUGAAUUGA
Molecule: messenger RNA, 2154 nt
Organism: Ipomoea nil (Japanese morning glory)
Lineage: Eukaryota; Viridiplantae; Streptophyta; Magnoliopsida; Solanales; Convolvulaceae
Exons: 6
Coding region: 1-2154 (717 amino acids)
Molecular function (GO): nucleic acid binding; RNA-DNA hybrid ribonuclease activity
Source: RefSeq, a predicted model, not a curated record